Messenger RNA from Exserohilum turcica Et28A, 3220 nucleotides. RefSeq lists its product as uncharacterized. NCBI's taxonomy places the organism in Eukaryota, Fungi, Ascomycota, Dothideomycetes, Pleosporales, Pleosporaceae. The transcript has 4 exons. Gene Ontology annotation, molecular function: metalloaminopeptidase activity; manganese ion binding. Bases 419 to 2962 code for a protein of 847 amino acids. The record is from RefSeq and is a predicted model, not a curated record.
ACACCACACGGACACGGCGUCGCACAGCAUCAUGCGGCGGGCGGAAAAGGGCAGCGCGCGGGGUCGAGACAGCGGCACGACGCAAAGAGGCGCGGCUGAGCACCCUCGCCCUCGCCCUCGCCUGGCCACCACGACCCCCCCGGCCAAGGCCAGCAUGGCCGUGGUUGUGCAAUGAAAACCAGCGUCAGCGCCUUACGCCAUUGCGACGGCCAUUGCGGGACUAGAAGGCUCUUGACCUGCUCAAAAGAAAAAACCGGUGGUGAUCCACGGCUGCUUGACCGGAGUCUUGGCGCUCUGCACGGCUUCUGGGGCUUCACCGGUCAAGCACCUCGACAACACUAAUAGAGCGACCGCGCCUCCGCCGAAGCUACACUUUUCGCAUUCGCUGCGCUUUGCCAGGCCAGACAAAGGUACCACCAUGGAGGUUCUCGAUGACACGAGCCUGGCCGACCGCCUGAGAUCCCAAGACAAGGAGUACUGGCUGCACAUGGAGGCCGACACGCCCUUGGAAAAGUAUCCAGCCAAACAACAUGCGCGCCGCGUGCAGGAAAAGCUGGGCAUCGACCAAGGCUUGAUCUACCUCCCAGGCCAGCCGGCAGUCAACAAUCAAGACAGCGACAUGCCAGCGCCCUUCCGCCAACGGCGCUAUUUCUACUACUUGAGCGGAUGCAACGAACCCAACUGCCAUUUGACCUAUGAUGUGCGACGCGAUGUGCUCUCUCUCUUCAUCCCACGCAUCAAUCCUGCGCGCGUCAUCUGGAACGGCCGUGGCUCUACUCAAGCCGAGGCGCUCGCCAAAUACGACAUUGACCAGGUCUUCUACGCCGAUGAGCUACAGUACUACGUCCAAGGCUGGGCCUAUGCCAAUGGCCACGCCGCCCUCUACGUUUUGCAUCCGUCUUCGCAGGUCCCAGGCUGUGAAAAUCUCGCUCCUCGCACAGACUCUCAAUCCCUUCAGCCGGCCAUGAACAUUUGCCGCAUGGUCAAGGACGACCACGAAAUCAGCCUCAUCCGGAAAGCGAAUGAUAUCAGCUCGCAGGCGCAUCGGGAGGUGCUCGAGAACAUUCUCAAAUUCACCAACGAAGCCCAGGUUGAAGGUCUUUUCGUGGACGUGUGCAUAUCACGUCAAGCCAAGCAGCAAGCCUAUGACCCCAUUGCCGCAUCAGGACCGAAUGCAGGUACUUUGCACUAUGAUGCCAACAACGAGGACUUUGCAGAUCGACAGCUCAUGUGCUUGGACGCUGGAUGUGAGUAUGAAUUGUAUGCUAGCGACAUCACCCGUUCGUUUCCACUGUCUGCCUCGUGGCCCAGCAAAGAAGCCGAGAACGUCUACAAGCUGGUCCAGCGCAUGCAGGAGGCAUGCAUAGAAAGACUGGCCCCUGGCGUUCGGUAUUUGGACUUGCAUAUUCUGGCGCAUCAAAUUGCCAUCAAUGGCCUCUUGCAGCUUGGCAUCCUGCACAACGGAACCAAGGAAGAAAUUUACAAAGCAGGCACCAGCAGAGCCUUCUUUCCGCACGGCUUGGGACAUCACGUCGGCCUCGAGGUCCACGAUCCUGGUCAGGCAGAACUGAUGAGCGUUCGAAGAGGAAAGCCGGUUUACCAACAAGCCCCCUCACUGUAUCCAGAGAACUUUCACAGCCCUGUAUACAACCCGGAGACAUGUCAUGCACCAACAGAUCCUCAAAGCAGCCAUCUUGAGGAGGGCAUGGUGGUAACGGUUGAGCCCGGCAUUUACUUCUCGGUCUAUGCUCUGCAACAUUUUUACCUGACGUCGCCAAUUCACUCAAAGUUCAUCAACGUUUCAGUACUUCAACGCUACCUCCCCGUCGGUGGUGUCCGUAUAGAGGAUGAUAUCCUGAUCACUGCCCGUGGAUAUGAGAACCUGAGCACGGCCCCGAAGGGUGAUGCGAUGCUUGCAAUCAUCAGGCAGGGAAAGUCGGGCGCCAAGACACUGGGUCAACGACAGGCGUCCCCGCGACAACAGAGCAACGAAGCAGAAGCACCACGGCUACGCGCACCAGGAAUCCCAAAAGAAAUGACACGGCCCUGGUUGAGACCAGUUGCACGCGCUGCGACAUUGCCUGCUGAGCUCCAGAAGCAAGACGAUAUCGACUUUGAACCUUUUGCAGGCCCCUCUCUCUUCUCAAACUUUGCACGAUCCAUGACUACCGAGGAGAAGAUUGAGCAGUGGCGGAGGAGUCAUGAUGCAAGGCCAGUAGCAUCGGCUCCUCCAGCAAACGUCAAAAAGCUACAGACUAUUUGCGGCAACUCAAGUUCAAGUGUGCGGCACAUCUACAUGAGUAACGCCUCUAGUCUUAGCUCGCUACCUCGAACAAACCCAGAGCCUGUGGGCUCGCUCAUGUGCAAGAACUGUAUCAUCCUUGUUCAGACACUGGGUAGGUUGAGGCAAACCCUUGCAUCGCCGACCCAAAGUUCGCCGGCGCCGGCGCCAGCACCAGGCACGACGACGGAGGGUUGUAGUCAAAGCUGUGGUAUGGAACGUGGAGAUGCCAAGGGAUCAGCGACACAAAAGAACAACGUGUCGGCUGGUGCAUCAGCAAGCACGCUGAAGCAUGGAGAAAUGCACAUGAGAGCUGCGCGCCCACAACCUCAUCCAAACGUGAGUUCGAACCAGGCAAAGCAGCAGCCCGUCACGCAAUGUGAACUAUCCGGAUCCCCACGGCUUUCUUACACUCAUGCCUCCCACGGGCAACCUGCGUCAGCCUCUUCUCACAACGGUUCAGCCACGGAGCGCAAAUCUGGACCUCCAGCCAUGGCAUCACCUCCUUCCCGGCCAUCAGUCAGGCCCGCUGGUGCUAUGUCAGAAGAAGAAGUUCUACGAAAGAAGAUGGAGGCAUUGCACUUGAGGCUCAGUGCCAUGGAAGAGCGCGAACGAAGCAACACUCAGGGCCCAAAGCCCAGACGUCCAUUGACACGUCCGUCGAUGCCGGAUUUGAUUUGAUCUCAUAACUAGAUAUCCGCGCUCGCUGCGCCUCUCGGGGAAGCAUCAUCUAGGAGCUAACAGUGUUUAUUUGAAUGCGCUACUUUUUAACGUUCAGCAUCUGUUACUUUAGCGAUGGGUGGUUGCAUGACUGACUUGAACGCAUGGCUUGGGGAUUGUUUGUUUUAUGCACGGCGUACUGAUUUCUUCACUGGCAGAUGAUACGUUGUACAACAUUCUCAUCGUUCGUUUUAGCAAUUGAAUAUACGUUGUAAUCUU